Messenger RNA from Alternaria metachromatica, 957 nucleotides. RefSeq lists its product as uncharacterized. The coding region runs from base 1 to 957 and encodes 318 amino acids. Lineage: Eukaryota; Fungi; Ascomycota; Dothideomycetes; Pleosporales; Pleosporaceae. The record is from RefSeq and is a predicted model, not a curated record. The transcript has 2 exons.
AUGCGUCAAUGUGAAGAAGACAAGGUGAGCCAGAAGAGGAAGGAGCGCCAAAGGCGCGAAGCGAAUGUUGCGCUUUCGCAUGUUGUCAUCCACGAAGAUCCUGCAGGAAAAGAUGAGACACCGGUACCCGGACAUGAUGAGAAGCUACCGGCGAAAGACGCAUCGCCAGGUCCUUCUGACGCUGCUCAGUCACUUCGCCCUCUACCGCAGAUCUCGCGCAAAAGACAACGCGAGCCUAGUUGCGAGUCACGAGACCCGUCACUCAAGGAGUCGAUUGUGGGUACAUCCCAGCGUAAAUCAACCGACGUACACAGCCCGUACUCAGAAUCAGCAACCGCUCCAUUGGAACACUACAUUCGCCUAGCCUCCAAGUCCAUAUCGCUUCCAACCCCUUCCGACUCGUACUUCACCUCACCAGAGCACGCGCCCGUACUCCAUCGCAAUCGCGAGAACAAGAUCAUAAUGUACACCGGCUCGUUCAACCCAGCGCAUCUUGGCCACUUCGAACUGGCCUUUCACACAUUCCUACGUAGCGCCUCCACCACCAUCGCCGUCGUCUUCUGUCCACUUCGCGAUAGACUCAAAGCGAAAGACGGCGCUAUAGUCAAUGGAAAGAUCUUCGCCACCGAGAAAGAACAAAGAAUCGCGCUACUACAAAACGACCUACUGCAACGCUGGAGUUGGUUUUACAAAGGCCAUCGCACAAAACUUCAAACAUACGAGACUACCCUGAUCGAAGAAGCGAAAAAAGACGGAUUUCAAGUUUCCUUUGUAGUCCUAGCUGGAAGCGAUAAAUUCGAACGCGAGGAAGGUAAUGAGAAGAGAGAAGAGGUUAGUUCUUCGGCUAUCAGAAAGAUAUUGGGUGGAGGUGGUAAUCGCGAGGAGAUGUCGACAAAGUUGGAGAAGGUCAUGAUGAACCCAGAGUUACUGCUACACUAUCUUGAAUCGGAUGGAUAA